This is a messenger RNA of Trypanosoma cruzi, 909 nucleotides long. RefSeq lists its product as uncharacterized. The coding region runs from base 1 to 909 and encodes 302 amino acids. NCBI's taxonomy places the organism in Eukaryota, Euglenozoa, Kinetoplastea, Trypanosomatida, Trypanosomatidae. The record is from RefSeq and is a predicted model, not a curated record. The transcript has a single exon.
AUGCACCCACGGUUUCAGUGUUCAUCCACUGGUGCUGACCUUUUUUGCUGGGGCAUUUGUGCGCGCUUUCCCUCCAUUGUCUAUUUUUUUCGCGCAGGAAUCAACAGGUGGGCAUUCGUGAGUGCUGCGGCGGGCUUUUGUUGCCCUCGCCGGGACGCGCUUAACGGCGGCAGUUCCAUCACUUUGUGCACAAAAGGAAUGGGACUUUCUCCGGAUCCUCACCGCAGGCGCAUGCCGUGGACGGCCGCAAAGGAGUGUGUGCCCGGUGUUGUUCGUAGCUCCAAGGAAAAGAUGGUGUUGGAUGGAGCACAGCGAGUGGAUGUGGAAUGUGUCGACCGUGCAUCGCAGGUGUAUCCGCUGGAGGCAUUGCGGGCGGCCGUCGCCACAUGUGAGUACAAUAUAUUUAGAGGAAAGAACAUUUUUAAUUGGUCUCUCAGGUGGAAUCCAAUGUGCUCAGGCAAUGCUUUACGGCAAGGAGUGGCCGGAGGGGACGCACGACGAGGACGCCACUCGCACCGCCAUUUAUUUCCGUCGCCGCGAGACCACAACGCUGUCCGCGCCAAUACGCCUUGCGGAUUUUCCGAGGCGGCAUGCGCUGUUCUGUUUGUCGCCACUGUUCCCCCAUCCCCGAGCGUCGGCGCAGAAGUCCCUGUCGAUGCAACUUCCUAUCGAUUGCGGACACACCCAUUGAUUGAUGCGGCCGGCACCGCCCCCAGCAGCUGGUGCAGUGGGACUGGGGACGAGAACACAGCAGACCAAGUUCAGUCAGAUGGUGCUGGCAGCCCUGUCAGCGUCUCGCCUACCACAGCGGCGAGCACAGAAAUCGACGGGAAAGGAGAGGAAUCAAAUGACUGCCAGGAAAACAAUUGUCUUUUAACAUCGCUCCCUGUCAAACAGCCGGAAGAAUGA